Messenger RNA from Paramecium octaurelia, 441 nucleotides. The record is from the annotation of a GenBank genome assembly. Lineage: Eukaryota; Ciliophora; Oligohymenophorea; Peniculida; Parameciidae.
AUGUAGGGCAAUGUUUAAUAAGUGUUCUUGCAGUUUACUGCAAAUAAACCAGAGAUGGACGGAAAAACCUUUGCUAAAGUUUCCAAAGAUUGUCAUCUCCUAGAUAAGAAAUUGACAUCCACAGAUGUAGAUUUAAUCUUCGCAAAAAUCAAACCCACACCAGCAGCUAGAUCAAUAACCUAUGCCUAAUUUGAAAAGGGAUUAUAAAUGAUGGCUGAAAAGAAGGGAGUAGGAAUUCAAGAUGUUCAUAAUCAAAUUCUGAAUGCUGGUGGACCUCAUUUUUAAGGAACAAAAGCUGAUGCUGUGAAAUUCCAUGACGAUAAAAACCUAUACACAGGAGUUCAUGCAAAUGGUGGACCAUCAACAAUAGAUAAGAAUCACGGGGGAUUGAAUACCAUUUGUGAUAGAUCCUAAGCAGAUGUAAGAGGAGUCAAAAAAUGA